Acanthisitta chloris (rifleman) is the source of this 3263-nucleotide messenger RNA. RefSeq names its product protein AHNAK2-like. Gene Ontology annotation, molecular function: protein binding. The transcript has 8 exons. The annotation marks the transcript as partial. The record is from RefSeq and is a predicted model, not a curated record. Gene Ontology annotation, biological process: regulation of RNA splicing. NCBI's taxonomy places the organism in Eukaryota, Metazoa, Chordata, Aves, Passeriformes, Acanthisittidae. Gene Ontology annotation, cellular component: nucleus; costamere; cytoplasm.
GCACAGCCCUCCUUCCAAUAGCUGGGGAGAGAGGGGGAGUGAGAAAGGGAGAGAGUUUAAGACGGGCUCUGCACUGGUGUUCUGGGCUAUUUCAACUUCAGGGCAACUUUAGAGAACUUCAGUUAUUUUUGGUUCUGGACGAGAGCUGAGACCAGCUGAGCCUCCUGGAGAUGCUGAUGUGGAUGCAGAGGAUGAAGAUUCUGUUAAUGAAGUGGCAGUAGAAGACAUUCGUCCAAGGCCACAAGGAUCCUCUCCAGUUUAUGAGUAUCCCGUAGAAGACGACUAUUUAAAGCUUCAAGAAGAAAACAAAAAAGACUCUACAGUCAAAUCAAAGCAGUGUCACCCACAGGAGACAAUGGAAGUGACCCUGAAAACAGAAGUGGAAGCUGGUGCUAGUGGGUUCAGUGUGAAAGGUGGAGGGAAUGAAGGAAUAUUUAUUAAAAGGGUACUCAAGGAAUCUCCUGCCUCAAAAAUAUUUAGUCUGAAAGAAGGUGAUCAGCUCCUCAGCACUACAAUAUUUUUUGAUAAUAUCAAGUAUGAAGAUGCACUCAAGAUUCUCCAAUAUUCUGAGCCCUACAGAGUCCAAUUCAGCCUCAAGAGGAAAAUUGCUGUGAAAGAAGAUCUGGAAGACUCUGCAGCCCAGUCCAAAAAGGAAAGGAUAAGCCAGGAGAAAGAACUCAGUGAGAGCAAUCCUGAGGAAUCACUGCGUGUUUCAGGAAAAGCCAUUGCAGAAGAAGACAUGGAAACGUUGAUCGCGAGCCAAAGGGUAGGAAGAAGCAAGAGACCUAAAAAAGAGAGACUGUCAUGGCCAAAAUUCCAGUCGAUUAAAACCAAAAAGAUACUGAGGCACAGAAGGUCUCACAGUACAUCAGAUGCAUACGAACCUGCUCUGCAGGAUAUUUCCCCUACAAGCACAGACACCGAGUCUCAGUUUCCACCAGAAGUCCAUACCAAAGAGAAAAAAGGAAGCCAAAAGAAACUGAAGUUCCCUAGCAUUGGAUUCAAAAUGCACAGGGCCAAAGCAGAACCACAAGACAAGCAAAAGAAGGAAGUUAAAUCUACUCUGAUCUCUGAAAGAGAAAAAAUACAUGAGGAAGAUGUUAGCCUGGAAAAUCCUGAAAUCUUAACUGUUGAAUAUACCACAUCUCCUGCUUAUGAAAUGAAAGCAGGGGAGGUGCAUGAAACUUUGACAAAAGACUUCAAAGAGAUGAAAAAUGGCAUUCCAUCUCGUGCGAAGCAACGUCCUGAAGUUGAAAUAAGCAUUCAAAAAGAGAAAGACAAGGAAUCAACAUCAAAAUUGAGGAUCCUGGAAGAACCAGACAGAGCAACGCAGAUGCCAAAGCCCAGUUUAGAAACACCCGAUUUGAAAGAAAGCCCAACUAAAAAACCACCUCAAGCUUCAUCAAAAUCCCGAAAAAAGAAACAGAAAGGAACAGCAGAUAAAAAGGAAGGAGAGGGUGGAAUUGCCAUAGAGGUGACGGAUCACACAGCUAAGGGAUCUGUACAGGCCAGUGCUGACCUGCAGGCACCUGAGGCAGCCCUGAGCCUGGAAGGGGAAGCAAAAGCUCCAGAGAAAGAGGCUGCCAAGACCAAGGAUGGCAAGUUCAAGAUGCCCAAGUUUGGCAUGCCUUCCUUUGGCUGGUCCAGCAGCAGAGAGGCCAAAGGCACUGUGGCUGCUGAGCAGGACAUCAGUGUCAAGGAGCCCCAGGUGACACUGCCCUCGGGAUCUGCCGAAGCUGACGUGACCCUGCCUGGGGCUGAGAUCCAAGCACCCAGUGUAGAGGUGAGUGUGGAGACAGGAGCUGCAGGAGAGGGUGAGAAAGCUGGGUUCAAGAUGCCUGAUAUCAAGCUGCCAAGUGAGGGUGAGAAAGGUGGAUUCAAAAUGCCUGACGUCAAGCUGCCCAGUGUCAAGCUGUCCAAAGGUAAAGCUCCUCAGGUGCAGGUCAGCCUGCCAACAGCUGAGAUCUCACUGCCCAAAGGCCCUGAAGGAGAUGUUGCCCUGCAUGGCCCAGAGACCGAAGGUAGCUUGGAGGUGUCUGCUGGCAAAGCUCAGGGUGGUGGGAUGAAAAUACAGAUGCCAAAAGUCAAGGUGCCAAGCGUGGUCUUCUCCAAGCCCACUGUGAAGGCUCCCAAACAGGACACAGAAAUUGACACCAGCCUCCCACAGGUUGACCUCAAUUCCAGCAGUGCUGACAUUACCAUCACGGCGCCAGACAUCAAGGUGCCCUGUGUCGAAGGCUCACUCAAGGUCCAGGUGCCCGAGGGAGAUGUCAAAGCACCCUCCAUUGAAGCUUCACUUGAUGGAGCAGAGCUGGAAACCACAGGCCUGAAAGAGAAACUGAAGAUGCCCAAGUUUGACAAGCCCAAAUUUAGAAUAUCAUCCCCCAAGGCAGAAGGGGCUGGAGGAGAAGUCAGUCUGCCAAGCACAGAGAUUGACCUCCGGUCUACCAGCAUGAUGGACACAGGGGAGGGAUUCCAAGCUGAUAUCCACGGCACCAACAUGGAAGGGGCAGGCUUGAAGCUGGAGAAACCCUCUCUCGAAAUGCCCAAAGCAGACAUCAAAGCUCCCAAGGUGGACAUCACCCUGCCCUCCAUUGACAUAACCCUGCCAAAGGGCAGUGCCAACCUGCAGGCACUCGAGACAACCCUCACCUUUGAAGGGGAAGCAAAAGUUCCAGAGAAAGAGACCACCAAGACCAAGGAUGGCAAGUUCAAGAUGCCCAAGUUUGGCAUGCCUUCCUUUGGCUGGUCCAGCAGCAGAGAGGCCAAGGGCACUGUGGCUCCUGAGCUGGACGUCAGUGUCAAGGAGCCCCAGGUGACACUGCCUUUGGGAUCAGCCGAAGUUGAUGUGACCCUGCCAGAGGCUGAGAUCCAAGUGCCUGGUGUGGAGGUGACCAUCGAGACAGGAGCUGCAGACGAGUGUGACAAAGGUGGAUUCAAGAUGCCUGACGUCAAGCUGCCCAGUGUCAAGCUGUCCAAAGUGAAAGCUCCCCAGGGGCAGGCCAGCCUGCCCUCAGCCGAGGUCUCACUGCCCAAAGGCCCAGAGGCAGAUGUUGCUCUGCAGGGCCCUGAGGCUGGAAGCAACCUGGAGGUGUCUGCGGGCAAAGAGGAGGGUGGAGGGAUGAAGAUACACAUGCCAAAAGUCAAGGUGCCCAGCGUGGUCUUCUCCAAGCCCACCGUCACUGCUCCCAAACUGGACACAGAUGUCAGCCUGCAGAAAGCUGACACCAGCCUCCCAAAGGUUGACCUCAAGGCUGACAGAG